Molecule: messenger RNA, 2386 nt
Organism: Harmonia axyridis
Lineage: Eukaryota; Metazoa; Arthropoda; Insecta; Coleoptera; Coccinellidae
Product: myosin-M heavy chain-like
Exons: 2
Coding region: 140-2092 (650 amino acids)
Source: RefSeq, a predicted model, not a curated record
GUAUGGCCCCGGACUGAGGCGGAGAAAUUUUGCGAGAUACAUUCAAUUUCUUCUUCGCGAUCUUCAGUCUUCCUUUGGCAGUGCCAGUGUCAACGCACCAGUGCUUUUUUAUUGUUUUUUUUUCUCAGCUGUCGUCGAGAUGAGAUGGGUAUUGGUCAUCCUCCUCUCCCUCAUAGGAAUCCACGCUCAAGAAGAUGAGAGCAACGAAGUCAUAAUAGCUCCAUCUUCGACAAAAUCUCCACUAAACCUGGACACCAACCUGCGUAAAGCUCUUCUCAAGGCUUUGGUUGAACUGGAAAACGAAGAGAAAUCAACUCUACAACGAGACGUCAGAAACGAUUACGUCAACAUAAUAACCCAUCUGGACUCCAAAGACAGGACAGUCGAGAAAGCUUCAGCAUCAUCCAUAUCAUUUUUUUCGCGACCUGAACGAGUCAACAUGACCGUAACCGUGAAAAAGUCCACUUCCAAACCCAAACAAUCCGUUGUCGUCCAGAGAAGUCAAGGUUUGCACAAGACAAUCUACGAUAUCGAAGAUCACAAGGGGUCAGAUACACCUGAACAAAUAAUAACCAGCGCUUCCAAUAGUUUUGCCUCUGCCAAAUCUGAAAACUCAAAAAUCAUAACAGGGGGAGCGCAACUAAACUCACUUAGCAGAACAAAAACGAAGAAGAACAAAUAUGAACAAACCACAACUAUAAGACCAACUUCAUCUACUGAAGAAAGCGAAGCGAAUGUCGAAAGUUUGCAGUUCUUUUCAGCCCCUUUGGUAGCAGCGUUCACCGUACAUCAAGAUGAAAAAGGUCUUCCAAAGAGUGUUGUUCCUAUUUACAACCAAGGUAACGUUGCAACUAGCACCACUGAAAAACAACAGGAGGAAAGUUCGAGAAACCAAGAAGAACUUCAGAGGGAAGUACAGAAACAGCAGAAAGAACUGGAAGCUAGACAAGAGGAUCAGCUGAAAAUCAAGCAAUUGGAGUUGGAAGGGGAGAUUGAACGGCUGAAAAAACUCAGAGAAGAACAAGAGAACUUCAUAAGGGAACAAAAAAUUCUUUACGAACAAAAAUUAGUGGAACAACAGAAGAGAUUGCUAGACGAACAAACUAGACUAUUCAAUGUCCAAUCUUUAGGUUCUACACGUCCCACAACCACCACCCCCACUCCUGAAUUCCGGAAUAAUUUCAAUGAUAACUUGAGGAGGCAACCUGCAAAUACAUUAGUAUCCAUUCAACCAAGUGUAGGUUUCGUUCAACCAGUCGUUAGUACUUUGCCACAAAAUGCUCAGAUUUUACCUAUAAAAAACCCGGUGGACUUCAGAACACCUUUUCCUCAUAAUUUCGAUCAAUUCGAAAUCCACAAUAGCUUAAGACCUUUAGGUACCAGUCAAUCCUUCUUGACAAGACCUCAAUCUACAUUUGUCCCAUCAAUUUCAUUUAAUCCAAUACAAAAUUCGUUUGUACCUUCCAUAGCUACAGAACAAAAUUCCUUGGUACCUAUUUUCAAUACUCCUCAAAAUUCUGGUGUGUUUCAAAGUCUUCCUUCGACUCAAAUCACUUCAAUAUUCCAUCAAGCGCCAACUCUAAGCCAUAAUGCUUUAGUAGCUACCCAAAGUCUACCACUGGCGACAACACAAACAAUUGCGUUCAGAACUCCGCCAUUGCACGGUACCAGAAGCUUAAGGCAGGAAUCUGGUACUGGAAAUUUUUUGAACAACAGAUACAAUUCCCAAGAUACCAGUAACAAGUUCUUCAGAGAUCAUAGAUUCAACACCAACACUUUAUCUUCCCAGCAGACACAUACAAACGCGCAAACUUCACAAUUUCCAAGAAGUACCUUUAGUUUCAACAAUCCAAAUAAUGUAAAUCAGUACCAAUACAACACGUUGCAGUAUUCUGUAGAUCAGCCUUCUUUGGAUCAGAGGUUCAACAAUCUUCUCUUGAACGCAGGUCUGGGUCAAGGAAGACAACAAGAAAAUCUCAACAUCGUAUCAAAGGUGUUAUCUUUGAACCACUUUGGUACCGAUUCUCAAACCAGUAACACCAAUAACGACUUCAAGAGGAUACGAGUACCUCCAAACUGGAGGGUGGUGUAACAUAUCUAAUUUAUUAUGUUUGUUUCAUUGAGACCCUUUGGUGUGAGGCUCAUGAGUGAGAGAGAUUGGUUUUAUUCUUUGGUUACCACUACCUCAUAUACCAAUGUUUGAAAUGUUCUAGUAUUUUAUUCUGAAUAACAUUGAGGUCUGAACUCGAAUUGUUGUCAAUGCAAAGUAUAAAACCACUUGUUUAUUUAUGAUUAUUGUUUAAGCUACUAAUGUAUAUUUGAAUAUUUGUGCCAAUUCAAAAUAAAUAUUUGUGAGAGAUUUUUAUCUUCUUAUAAAAAAAAUGUU